ACUCUUGGCUGAGGGAAUAUCGAAUAUACCUCAUGAACAGGAGUCGGUGCCAUGAUAGCAUUAGAAUGGAUGACUAGAAAUAUUCAGUGACAGAUUGCCAAUGUGUAGCGCUAUUUAGCUCUCUUUCCUUCAUGCGCCACUAACGGGCCUAACCGUCCCUCGCGGCAUCGCCCCCUACAAUCGAUUGAUUCACUCCCCAGUGUGAACCAUGGCUCUGGGAUUUGAUUAGAAACCUCUGGCACUGUUUGUUCAAUGCGCCGACCCGACGGGCUGGGUUUUCGACCCUGGACCUCCCGUCUAUCCGUCAUACCAUCGCCUGCCUGUCUUUGACGUGCAUGAACGGACGGAAGGCCUUGCAUGCAUGGAUGGCACCGAAGUUUCUCGGAUCUUGUCCUGUCCUGGUCCCCCCUCCCGUCGGAGCUCCCGACCACGCAUUGCAGGUGCAUGGUGACACUAGCACAGUGGUCACCAACUACUCCGUGUUAGCCUGUCGGCAGUGGAUGGGAGGAUUCUGCCGCUGGGAGAGGGAAGGGAAGGGGAGGGGAGGGCACCCUUCGGUGGAAAUGGGAGUGAUGAUGCGUUUUCGAAAUCCUCUGCCCCCCCGCCCACUUAGCAAUCCAUCCGAGAGCCCACAUUGAUCAAGAAUUGGAAAAAGGAACCUCGGUCAAAAUUGACUCUUCUUCUUUUUUUUUCUUCUUUCUUUUUUCUCCACUCACUCUCCACCGCUGCCUGGUUGCGCCGUCCAAGAAAUAUCUCUCUCUACAGGACCCAUAACCAUUCAAUGUAGACG
Penicilliopsis zonata CBS 506.65 is the source of this 790-nucleotide messenger RNA. RefSeq lists its product as hypothetical. NCBI's taxonomy places the organism in Eukaryota, Fungi, Ascomycota, Eurotiomycetes, Eurotiales, Aspergillaceae. The record is from RefSeq and is a predicted model, not a curated record. The transcript has a single exon. Bases 366 to 638 code for a protein of 90 amino acids.